Messenger RNA from Schistosoma mattheei, 1609 nucleotides. Lineage: Eukaryota; Metazoa; Platyhelminthes; Trematoda; Strigeidida; Schistosomatidae. The record is from the annotation of a GenBank genome assembly.
GGAAUUUAUCGAUUUAUCAUGGAAAAGUUUCCAUAUUAUCGUGAUAAUCGUCAAGGUUGGCAAAAUUCCAUAAGACAUAAUCUUAGUUUAAAUGAUUGUUUUAUUAAAUUACCACGUGAUAAAAGUCGACCAGGUAAAGGGAAUUAUUGGACAUUGUCUACGAAUGCCGAUGAAAUGUUUGAACAUGGAAAUUAUCGACGCCGAAAACGACGUACAAAAUCUUCUAUAUUCAUUACACCAUCCUCUUCAUCAUCAUCAUCACCACCACUCUUAUCAUCAUCAACAGGGUCAAAUUUGUCAACGUCAGUAUAUACGGCAACAACAUCAGACAAUGCAUCAUUAUCAUCGAUAUCGAAACUAGCAAAAUUUAUGAAAUUAUCUAAUGAAUCUCAAAUACCAACAGAAUCCGAUAUUUAUUCGUCUACUUCUUCUUUUUCUUCCUCUUCUCCGUCAUCUUCUUGUUCCAUAUCAUCAUUCACUUCCGCAUCUGUCUCUGCUACCUCCUCCUCCGCUUCUUCUUCUUCUUCUUCUAUUUCAUUUUCAUCAUCAAGAGAAUCUUAUUCAUCAAGAAUUAUAAAUGAUCCAAGUAUACAACAUUCAUCAUUGUCUCAAUGUUUCUAUACACCACAAAUGUAUAAAUCAUCAUCAUCAUCAGUCAAUAUAAUAGACGAUUGUAUAUAUUCUAAACAUCGUUAUUAUUUAGAUAAUCCUUCGAAUAAUCCAUUUUUACAUAAUAAAUUCAAUAUAAAUGAUCAACAUUCAACAUUAUGGCCUACUCAUCAUAAUCAUAUACAUGAUUGUGAACAUCAACAAUUCACAAUGCAGAACAAUAAUAAUAAUAAUACUCCAUUAAAUAUGGAUUUAUAUACAACUAGUUUCAAUGAUAAUAAUAUGAUGAAUCAAAAUAAAUUAUUACCCAAUAGAAAUCAAUUAAUCACUGAAUAUUAUACAACGACGACAACACCGUCAUCAUCAACAUUAUCAUCGUCAUCGUCGUCGUCAUCAUCAUCAACAUUAUCAUCACCAUUCAACAACUGUUUACAUUCAUCUACAUCUAAUAAUAAUGAUAAUAAUACUAGUAAUAGUAAUGCUAAUAAUAAUCAUAAUAAUCUCAUCAAUUGUCUGCCAGAUUUUUCCAUUCAAUCAAUAAUUGGCAGUAAUAGUGUAGAUAAACAAAGUAUACAGUUAAAUGUUCAAUAAUGAAAAGAAAAAUCAUUCAAAACUUGAACAUACAAAUACUACUAUUAAUACUACUGAUAAUCAUACUUUAAAUGUUACUAUUGUUCUUUAUUCUUUUCUUUCUCUAAUUGUUAUCGUUAAUUAACCUAGUUGUUUUAAUGUUUUAAUAUGGAAUAUAAUAACACCUUUUGUAUUCCUUGUUUAUAUUUCAUUCUACUUACCUAUAUAUGUAUGUAUGUAGGUAGGUAGAUAUUCAACCUGUGAUCUAUUAAUGGUUUGUUCUUUAACAAAAUGAAAGAAAAGAUUGAGCAUUAUGCUUUCUUCUUUCUUCUUACUUCUUUUUUUUGUUUCUUGACAAUAUUACUUGCAAAAUUACAAAAUAAUUUGAGAAAACGUUGUAAAUCUAAGAUAAUAAAUCAUUUAUACCUAU